Cuscuta europaea is the source of this 671-nucleotide messenger RNA. Lineage: Eukaryota; Viridiplantae; Streptophyta; Magnoliopsida; Solanales; Convolvulaceae. The record is from the annotation of a GenBank genome assembly.
CAAAAACAGAGAAAUGGGUGAUGGAGGUUCACGUUCGAGGUGGACUGGUGAAGAGAAAUCACGCUCUUUUCCGUAGAAUCAAUGAAGAAGCGAAGCAAUUUAGAAUCUGGAACUCCUACUCGUUCCACCUAUUGUAAAUGCAGAAACAUGAAUGGAAUGGUUACGAAAGCUAGACUUUGGACCUCAUGGACUGAUAAGAAUCCUGGGAGACGAUUCUAUGGAUGCCCAUAUUAUAAGAAGGAGGGGUGCGGUUUCUUUCAAUGGCAUGAUGAGCAAUUGACAAAUAGAGCGAAAGAUGUGAUAAAUCAGCUGAAAUGGGAGAACAAAAGGCUUAGGGGUGCACUAUGUCAACCAAAUGGCAAGGGGGGAUGUUUGAUGACACUGCAGGGCUAGAAUUUGAUACUGAAAGUUGUCAAUUUGAAAGUUCAUAUCAAAGGCUGCAAUAUGAUAGUACCAACAAUGAUGAGGUUAUGAAUUUGGAAAGGGAAAGAAAGACAAUGAGGAACUACUUAGUUGUACCGUUUUUAUGUGUCCUAGUUGCACUGAUUUUUAUGUUAACUUAGUUAGAAGAAUAUAGUAGGUUAUGGUGUUGUAAUUUUGUUUAAUGUAUGCAUUCUGCUAUUGUAAACAGAUGAGUACCAAUUUGGAGAUUUCAUAUGUAUGAAUCGAAA